Molecule: messenger RNA, 1522 nt
Organism: Salvelinus fontinalis (brook trout)
Lineage: Eukaryota; Metazoa; Chordata; Actinopteri; Salmoniformes; Salmonidae
Product: interleukin-12 subunit beta-like
Exons: 9
Coding region: 83-1054 (323 amino acids)
Molecular function (GO): protein binding
Source: RefSeq, a predicted model, not a curated record
GAUCUAUAAAUACUGGCUGGGUCCACCUGACAACACUACAAUCCAGCCAGGAGAAACACACUGCUCAUAUCUCAUUAUCAAGAUGAACAUGUUACUACACCAUGUCCUGUAUCUCCUCCUUCAUGUGGCAUCAGGCAGCCAGUAUGGGACGGAGACCAUCGAGACUCUCAUGCCAAAUGUGAAGGUGGUGAAGGUGGAUCUGAGGAGCUUCACUGAGACGCAGGUCCCUCUGCUCUGUGGGGACUCCUAUCAGGACACAGAGGUGAUCUGGAUGAAGGACAGUGAGCGUGAAGGACACGGGAACCAGAUCAAGGUGAAAGUGGAGGAGAUGAUGGGAGCGAACUACAGCUGCCACAACGCUGCUGGAGACUACCUCAACCACACUCUGGUGCUGGUGCAGGACAUGCCAUCACCCAACAGAACGAGACGCGUCCUGGAGAAGUCACAUGACACAGAUGAGAAUGAAUACAUAAGAUGUUUGGCAAAAAAUUACAAUGGAACAUUUCAUUGCUUUUGGAAGAAGACCAAGUAUCGGACGUCAGCAGUUGUUGCUCUGGUCCAAGUAGGACAGUUCUCUGGCAGAAACUUCUCCUGCUUCGUUCACAGUGAUGGUGCAGGUUUGACCUGUGAGGACCUGGACAGCUGUUCCUUUGCUGAGGAGGUGUCCCGUAUCGACCUGACAGUCUACUUCAGGAGCAACUACCUCCUAGAGGACUACACCGUUACACCGUUCUACAUACGAGAAAUAGUGAAGACAGACAAGAUCCACAUCACCAAGGUGGAGGGGAACACGUUUCAGUGGGAGUACCCUGCGACGUGGAGCCUCCCGCGCUCUUACUAUCCCCUUACAUUCCAGGUCAAAGUGGUCCACGCCAGGGACAGCUGUGACUCUGAAAAACAGGUCCUUCUAAAGGAAACCAAAGAAACAAAGUUAACCGUAGUUCACAGCUCCAAGAAGUAUCGUUUCUGCCUUCGGGCGAAGGAUGAACUGGUUGACUGUCCCUGGUGUCAGUGGACCCAUUAUGAGGUAAAGCAUAAAUAUAAGAAACAUUGACAGUGAAAAGGAAAGCACAUCCAGAUGACAGACAACACACUCAGCUUCAACCAUCACAUCCAAAUAUGUCUCGUCACUCAGAUAUUUUGUUUUACAUUAUACCGAAGAUAAUAAAAUGCAAUGUAGUAUAUUAUGAUUGUUGUAAUUCGAAUGUAAGGAAAGUUAUUGAUUUAUUUGUAAUAGUUCUGAAAUGUAACCAUGAUUUAUGUUAUUUAUCUCGUGUUUUUCAUUACUGUAGCAUGAAUAUUUGUCUAAAUAAUGAAAUGCAAAAAUAAAAGCCUUGCACUCAGAUACAUGCCCCUGUUAAUUUGUUAGCCAUACAUCUGAAUCAGCAAAUCGUCAUUUGUAUAUAUAUUUUUUAAAUGAUCCCCUUUUAAAGGCACUAGAAUUAGUUUUUUUUUUUUUUAGAAUGGUUACACUAAUGUAACUGACUGUGUAUAAAAAUCAGACAGGAAAAGGGAGCUUUUG